Molecule: messenger RNA, 1914 nt
Organism: Clarias gariepinus (North African catfish)
Lineage: Eukaryota; Metazoa; Chordata; Actinopteri; Siluriformes; Clariidae
Product: leucine-rich repeat-containing protein 74A
Exons: 13
Coding region: 1-1914 (637 amino acids)
Molecular function (GO): protein binding; calcium ion binding
Source: RefSeq, a predicted model, not a curated record
AUGGAGGAAGCUGUCUUGUCACUGGAUUGUCUUAGGUUGGCUGAGAAAGCCAUUGCAUAUGAGUCUCAAGUGGGGGAUGAGUUGGAUACAGAUAUUGAAGAUGAUGAGCACACAAGCACUAAGAAAGACAUGUCCACAGCUGAGGUGUACCUACAGGCGUGUAAAUUGGUGGGAGUUGUUCCUGUCAGCUACUAUGUGAGAAACCUCGGCUGUGCCACCAUCAACCUCAACCACCACGGCCUCGGCCCUUUAGGGGGAAAAGCUCUGGCCAUCGCUCUUGUGACUGACACACACACAACAUCGCUAGAACUGGCUGACAAUUUUCUGCUGGCUGAGGGAGCACGAUAUCUCAUGCAGAUGCUAAAGGCCAAUUUCACUAUUCAAAAUUUGGAUCUCUCUGACAAUCACCUCCAAUCUGAAGGAGCCGAAUAUAUCUCAAAGACGCUGCUGGAUAAUGUGACCAUCAAAACAAUCAAACUUUCUGGAAAUGAAUUCUCUGAAGAUGAUGCCAAAUGGUUUGCAGAAGCCUUUACUACCAACUACAGAGUAAAAGUGUUAGACCUGAGUCACAAUAAGUUCUGUGGAAGAGCGGGUGAAUACCUUGGCCAAAUGCUAGCUAAUAAUGAGGGUGUGGAGGUCCUUAACCUGAGCUGGAAUCAUCUCCGAAUGAAGGGUGCUGUGGCUUUCUGCGCCGGACUUAAAGUCAACGUGACUCUGAAACACUUAGACCUCUCCUGGAAUGGAUUUGGCAAUGAAGGAGCGCUGGCAUUGGGUGAAGCUCUUAAAUUUAACAACACUUUAGUGUACCUGGACCUCAGUAAUAACCACAUCAGUGAUGAAGGAGUAGGGAUGCUUUGUAGAGGCCUUGAGGCAAAUGACACACUCAGAACACUUAAGCUGGCUUAUAAUCCUCUGACAGUAGAGGGUGCCUUGUCAUUGAUCAGUGUCAUAAAGAACUCUGUGAAAACCGUCCUCGAGGAGAUCAACAUAUGUAACGUGCUGGUGAAUGAAAUCUUUGUACAGCUGCUGGAGCUGAUAUGUGAAGAACACCCUGCUUUAGAGGUGCACUAUGGUGGGGUUGGAGGAUUUAUCACCAAAAAGCCUCCGAAGAGGCGUGACCCAAUGAAGGUCAUUCAGGAUUAUCUUGAUCAGCGUAAGCUGCGGCUGUGGGAUUUCUUCCGCAACAUUGACAAAGAUGGGACGAUGCAUGUUCCUGUCUCAGAAUUCAGAAAGGCCGUCCAGCACUCUAACAUCCCACUGGAUCGCUUCCAGCUUGAGCAGCUCAUCCAAAAACUAGACCGAGAAGGAACUGGCAUAGUCGACUAUAGAGGCUUGGCUGACACAAGAAAGCAGAUGAUGCGGGACCACCGGCGACAACUGCGCAAGGUAGAGUCCCGCCAGAAGAAAGAGAAGCAGAAGAGCGAUCGCAUCCUGAAGACCUUUCAGUCAGCAGUUGAGGCAGUUACUCCACGAACCUCCAUAGUCAUGUCACCAGGAGAAAUUAAAGAGGGCUCCAGCGGUCCUCAACGCUUUUCAGCGACCCCCCUUAGUUCAUGGCACCACAUCGUCAUUUCCAGCAGCAGUCAUCAUCUUGUCAGCAACACGAGCAGCGACCGUGUGCAACUUCCUAUGAUAGGGAAUGCUGCAUCCUGCAGGCCUCGGAGUUCCCCAGGCAUACGCUCUUACUCCCAGCCUAAUCUAAUUUACAAUCCCAGCUCUCUGCCUUCCCUAACCAAACCUGCAUCAGCCCAGGGCAUGAACUCAAUCUCCAAAUCAGCUGAAACAUCCAGCAAGCCUAGUCCUACUGACAACAACCUGACCAGAUCAAGACCUGCGUUAAACACUGAGCAACCCGUUGUAAAGGUUUCCAAUGGGAAGAAGAAGAAAAGCAAAACAAAGAAGACACUUAAAUGA